Messenger RNA from Thamnophis elegans (Western terrestrial garter snake), 1058 nucleotides. RefSeq names its product sperm tail PG-rich repeat containing 1 (gene STPG1). The transcript is spliced from 8 exons. The record is from RefSeq and is a predicted model, not a curated record. Lineage: Eukaryota; Metazoa; Chordata; Lepidosauria; Squamata; Natricidae. Bases 42 to 1049 code for a protein of 335 amino acids. Gene Ontology annotation, biological process: epigenetic programing of male pronucleus. Gene Ontology annotation, cellular component: male pronucleus; female pronucleus; germinal vesicle. Gene Ontology annotation, molecular function: histone binding; chromatin binding.
CAAGUUUGCGAUCAUUGUUUGUCAUAGAGACUAACUUUGACAUGAGUUCGUUGUCUCAGGCCUUCCCAACUACAACUCCUACUCUGAAUCCGACUCCUGACAAUAUAGAAGGAGGUGCACCCUUUUCUUCCAUCCCUCUCAAAUGCUACACCAAAGUGAUUCCCAACACCGAAAAGGUGGGCUUCAAUUCCCAGGCAAAGAGAUUUCAAUACCCUGAGAAUGAAAAUCCAGGGCCCGGACUUUAUAAUAUCAUCCAUCAAUCUAUGCUUCUUGACAAUGUCUCCCAGUCUCGGAAAGGAACCUGUUUUUUCCCUUCCUUGGAUGUCCGGAUUGCUCACCAGAGAAUACCCAACUAUCCUGCUUCAAAUGCCUAUGACAUCUCACCUACUUUUCAUUCCAAGAAAGACUUCAGCUUGGGGUAUUCUAGCAUGUUUCAUCCACCAUUCGCCACCAGGAAGAUUGCCAGAAAGACCGGGCCAGCCCCCAACCAAUACAAUGUUGCAGUGGAUCUUUGCAAACAGAACUAUAAACUUGGUGCCAAGUCUGUCUUCUCAUCAAAAACAAAACGGACCAUGUCAUGUAGCAGCAAGGAACCAGUGCCUUCUCCAUGUCACUACCGAAUUAAAGACUCCCUGAUCAGGGUGUCUCCUCCAGUGUUGGUGUCCUGCUUUAGAUCCAAAACAGGUCGUACAAUCGAUCCAGAAACUCUGAGCCCAGGACCAGCAGCCUAUCAGCAGGCGGUGGAAACUCCAAUUGGACCAUCAAAGAGGUUCUCUGGACUGAGAAAGUGCGUCUUGAAUUUCUCGGCCCCAGCUAUCCCACCCCCCCAAAAUCCACCUUUACCAGGGCCCGGCCAAUAUGACAUAGUGGACUAUAGAGGACCUCCUAAGCACUACAUCUCCAGUGCUGUAUUUGUUUCGAACACCAAACGCUGGACAGGUGAUAAAUUCCACAAAGGCAUACCUGGACCAGGAACUUACACCCUCCCUAUUCCAGGAAAACAAUCCUUCAUGUACAACAUCAGCAACAAAUGGGUGCCGGUAUUAUAAAGCAAGAGA